Penicillium soppii is the source of this 648-nucleotide messenger RNA. Its product is annotated as oxidoreductase, short-chain dehydrogenase/reductase family. The record is from RefSeq and is a predicted model, not a curated record. Gene Ontology annotation, molecular function: oxidoreductase activity. Lineage: Eukaryota; Fungi; Ascomycota; Eurotiomycetes; Eurotiales; Aspergillaceae. The transcript has 4 exons. Bases 1 to 648 code for a protein of 215 amino acids.
AUGGGAUCAUCAAUGGGCGAGCACAGUGCCUUCAAGUCUGCACCGGCCGCACAGGCUCAGAAUAAACCGGGAUUGGAGUGUGUAAUGACGGAGCUCAGCAGAUCAACAAAGCUAGAAGGCUUUGAGGGUUUCACUGAAUAUAUCGGUUCGGGGAAAUUGAAGGGCAGGGAGGCUCUUUUUACUGGUGGAGAGUAUGUGUCGUUCCGGUACGGUAUCGGGCGAUCGAUCGCUAUUUUGAUGGCCAGAGAGGGUGCUGAUAUCAGCAUCGUUUACUUGCCAUUGGAGCAAUCAGACGCAGAAGCGAUUAUCAACACUGCAGUAUCACUAACCCCCUACAGAAUCGUCAACAAUUCUUCUAUUCUGGCCUUGCGUGGCUCGGUGAAUAUAAUUGAUUAUUCUGCGACCAAGGGAGCCAUCAUAAGUUUUACCCGAUCUUUAGCAGCAUACUUGAUUCCGAAGAUCGACACCCCGAGCGCCCAACAGAUGGAAGAAUGGGGCUACAAGUUCGGUUUUGGGCGACCAGGUGAGCCAAGUGAGGUUGCAACAAGCUUCGUCUUCUUGGCUAGUGCUGAUCCUUCUUUGUACUGUGAGUGGUCAAUACUAAACGCCCCAAUUUCUUUUGCCUUGUGUCUAUUUUUUCUUAUAUGA